This is a messenger RNA of Colletes gigas, 2309 nucleotides long. Its product is annotated as laccase-like. The transcript has 10 exons. Gene Ontology annotation, biological process: iron ion transport. The record is from RefSeq and is a predicted model, not a curated record. Gene Ontology annotation, cellular component: plasma membrane. Gene Ontology annotation, molecular function: copper ion binding; oxidoreductase activity. The coding region runs from base 26 to 2044 and encodes 672 amino acids. Lineage: Eukaryota; Metazoa; Arthropoda; Insecta; Hymenoptera; Colletidae.
GACGUGGAUUCUUAGUGGUAUUAUCAUGAUGAGUUUCCUACUGUCGAUUGUUUUCUGCUCUACGCUUAUCCUUUCUGUAGAUGUUGAAGUGGUACUUGGAUCGCAUGUAGUAGCUGGCUAUGUACCCGGGAUCAGCGGUAUUCCAAGAAUAAACAAGACAAAUUGUUUAAACGAUGAGAUUCUCAAGGAUCGAUCUCUGUCGGAUGCUCUCGAAUGUGCUCGUACAUGUCGCAAAGGAGAGCCCCGAAAAACUUGUUAUUACCGUUUCGUCGUUGAACGUUAUCCUGUCAAUGGCCAAGCGUGCCAAUACUGCAAUCCAAACUUUACCAAUACAAUGUGCGCCGAUUGUCAGUGCAUAAUCGCUAAUGGAGUGGAGCGAAUGGGUUUGUCCGUGAACAGAAUGAUCCCAGGGCCGAGCAUACAAGCCUGCCUCGGUGAUCAAAUCGUGAUCGAUGUUACGAAUAAUAUACAAUCCGCUGCAUUAACGAUCCAUUGGCACGGUGUUUUUCAACGGGGCACUCAAUACAACGACGGUGUGCCUUUCGUGAGCCAGUGUCCAAUCCCACCUGGAACUACUUUCAGGUAUAAUUAUUUUGCAAAUAAUGCUGGUACUCAUUUCUGGCACGCUCAUACGGGGUUGCACAAGAUGGACGGUGUUUUCGGAUCGUUAAUAUUCCGGGAACCGGAAGAAAAUGACCCCAACUCGCGGCUUUACGAUUUCGAUUUAGCAAAUCACGUGAUCGUUAUUAACGACUGGAUGAACGAAGAAGCAACGGAACGAUCACCUGGACGUAAUACUGGCGUUACUCGUCAGCUUCCUGAUGCAGUAAUAAUCAAUGGAAAGGGGCAAUCUCAGUACGCUAACGGCACUGUGACAUCCAAUAAUGUAUCUGUUAUCACGGUGGAUCCCGGUAAACGUUAUCGGUUCCGUUUAGUUAACGCUUUCUGUAGUACCUGCCCAGGUGAAUUUUCUAUCGAAGGACAUGCUCUUACUGCCAUCGCGUCAGAUGGCGAGAACUUCAAACCCAAAAUAGUGAAUUCCAUCAUUUCGUUGCCAGGAGAACGAUACGAUUUUGUGUUACACAGUAAUCUACCCCCCGGUUCUUAUUGGAUACAGCUUCGUGCGUUAGGCGAUUGCACAAAUUCGAGUAUUCAAUCGGUAGCUAUAUUGAAAUACACUGGUAUUUCUGUGAAACCACUCAUACCGCCGCCAUCUUACAAUAGAAUUUUCACCGGAGUCACUUUGAAUGCAGUACAGAGCAGCUGCAAUCUUUUGGAUCCCACUCAACUUUGCAUCAACGCUUUGCAAAAUGCCAAACCAAUCGAUGAUGCUAUCAGAAGAAAACCGGACCUACAAUUUUAUUUACCGAUAGGAUUGCUUAGAUAUUCGCCGCAGGACAUAUUCAGGCCCAAUACGUACAAUAAUUUCCAAGUGCCUGUACCCUAUGUGCCUAGUGUGGCAUUGGUAGAUGGAAUAUCUUAUACGCCAGCGCCUUCUCCGCCGAUUUCGCAAUUGCAGGACCUGCCACCUGAUCAAUUCUGUGAUUCUCGUCAUUUGCCAGCCAGAUGCAGUAGAAAUAACACGUGCUCGUGCACGCAUAUGCUACGUAUCCCAUUGAACUCCGUCGUAGAAAUCGUCAUGGUCGACAGUUUUAAUGUGUCGAAUUUGGAGCAUCCCUUCCAUUUGCACGGAUAUGCGUUCAAUGUUCUUGCAAUGGGUCAGCCUCUUGGUCCCAUUACCAACGGCACCAAUGUAUUGACUACGGAUUACGUGAAGAGACUUGAUGCAAAUAAGCAGAUACGAAGGAAUUUGAUCGAUCCGCCUGCCAAAGAUACCAUUGCAGUACCAAAUAACGGAUACGUCGUAUUCAGGUUCCACGCGACAAAUCCGGGGUAUUGGUUCUACCACUGUCACUUCAUUUACCAUCAAAUGGCCGGUAUGGAACAAAUUAUACACGUUGGAGAACAAAGCGAUCUGCCGCCAGUGCCGCCGAAUUUCCCAAAAUGUGGCAAUUUCAAACUGCCGAUUCAUCAACCGGUUUAAAAAUAAUUUGAAUCAUUCAACAAAAUUAAAUUACGCUCAAUGAGAAACGAACGUUUUUCACAUACAAAGUGUUUUUGGUAAUUGCGUUCAUCACAUCAUCGAUUUAUCGCUAUUGAAAUUCCAUUUACAUAGAUUACAGUCGACAUCGUUAUGGCACGUAUUAGUUAAAUGAAAGCCAUACACUAUACGACAAGUCAUACUUGUAAGAUUUUGUAAAUACAGUCAUCUUUUCGUCCUAGAUAGGUUUUUAUAUUGAAUAAAGUUG